Molecule: messenger RNA, 1248 nt
Organism: Microstroma glucosiphilum
Lineage: Eukaryota; Fungi; Basidiomycota; Exobasidiomycetes; Microstromatales; Microstromataceae
Exons: 2
Coding region: 216-1127 (303 amino acids)
Molecular function (GO): arylformamidase activity
Source: RefSeq, a predicted model, not a curated record
CGUGGGAAGUUUGGGGAAAGGGAGAUCAGCUGGGGACGCUCAAUUUGCUGACGGACGCGGUGAGGGCCAAGGCUGCGAGGGAGGAGAUCAGGGUGAGUGUGAUAUCCCGCCAGGGGAGGUCGGCUUACAGGGAGAUAGAGGAGGCCUAAUGUCCGUUCACUCUUUCUUCCCCUCCCCUUCUCUAGACGGGCCACUGCGUCUCCCUCACAUGGCCAAUGCAUCUUCCUAUAGACCCAGCCUUUGGCCGCAAAGCCGCUACGCAUACUCCCUGGGGCAAAGGAGGGGACUUUUACACUUCGCAUAGGAGGGCAGUUCUUCACGAGCGUCGAGUCGCCGGCGAGGCGGUCGAGGACCGAUCGGAUGGGGAUGAAAAGGCGGCUGUGAGCGAUGAUGAGAUUCAUAUCAAUACUCAGAGCGGAUCGCAAUGGGAUGGUUUCAGCCACUUUGGACAUCUCUCUCUGGACUGCUUCUAUCAAGGACACACCCGCAAAGCCAUCCACCAGUCCUUUGAGCGCGGGCUCGAUCGACCCAUCGACCCUCGAGGCGAGGCCGGUCCGCCACUGGGCAUUCAAGCCUGGGCGCAAAAGGGCAUUUGUGGUCGUGGUGUUCUGCUAGACGUGUGGGGCUGGCUGCUACGCAACAAUGACGGCAAUGCUCCCUAUGAUCCGGCUCGCUCCCACGCCAUCUCUCUCGCAGACGUGCAAGCUUGUGCUCGUGCUCAGGGCGUUCACUUCCGUAAAGGCGACAUCCUGCUCAUUCGCACCGGUUGGACGUUACGCUACUAUCACUCUACGCCCGAGGAACGUCGCGAGAAUUCUACGGGCAAAAAGGGCUUUGUGGGUCUAGAGCAAGGAGAGGAUGUCCUCGAGUGGCUCUGGGAUCAUCACUUUGCCGCCGUCGCCUCGGACUGCCCAGCCUUUGAGCGCUGGCCUGCUCCCAUGGGCACGCCCCAUCUACACGAGACGCUCCUGGCAAUGUGGGGUUGCCCAAUCGGGGAAAUGUUUGACUUGGAAAAGUUGACGGAGCAGUGUCAGACGCACAGGAGGUGGACAUUUUACUUUUCCAGCUGGCCACUGAAUGUCUUUGGCGGCGUUGCAAGUACGGCCAAUGCUGGUGCGACCUUUUGAGGAGAAGAGACGAGGGACACCCUGUACGCGCCUUUGUCUUGGUUCGGGGAGACGUGGGCGGCGCGUGGAAUCGCAAGGCAGUUGUCGGGAGCGCGGGGCGUGGUUGUGGUGCCGUGGGUGU